CAUCCGGAGGAGCCCUCUCUCCUGUUCCCCAGCGACGGAGAUCCCUUGGGCGAGAAAAGUUUGCCUGUGGAGCUCCCUGCCUGGGCAGAGUCCCGGCCUCGAAAGUGCCCCUUGGCCUCCUUGGAAGAGGAGGAAGGAAGCCCGCUUUCUCCAGGACGCACCUCGCCCCGGAUUUGGCUAUUCUCUCUGGUCCCUCUUUUUUCCCCUGGAGGCCUCUGGGGCAGCCCCCCUUGAGCCUGGCGCCCCUUCCGAGGGCAGAGCCAUGGGCGGCCGGGCCCUGAGGGGCUUCCUCUGGAGACUCAGCCUGGUCUUCCCUCUCCUGACGGGGCGCCCCGGAGGAGGCACUCACCUCUCCAGCAACCAAGUUGUGUUGCUUGAUACAACCACUGCAAUUGGAGAGCUAGGAUGGAAAACUUAUCCACUAAAUGGGUGGGAUGCCAUAACAGAAAUGGAUGAAUAUAAUCGUCCCAUUCACACCUACCAGGUAUGUAAUGUUAUGGAACCCAACCAAAACAACUGGCUUCGUACAAAUUGGAUCUCCCGUGAUGCAGCUCAGAAAAUUUAUGUGGAAAUGAAGUUUACACUGAGGGACUGCAACAGCAUUCCAUGGGUUUUGGGAACAUGCAAAGAAACAUUUAAUCUCUACUACCUGGAAUCAGAUGAAUCACAUGGAAUUAAAUUCAAGCCAAACCAGUACAGUAAAAUUGAUACCAUUGCAGCAGAUGAAAGUUUUACUCAGAUGGAUUUGGGUGAUCGCAUCCUUAAACUGAAUACAGAAGUUCGUGAAGUGGGACCUAUAAACAGAAAAGGAUUUUUUCUUGCUUUUCAAGACAUUGGAGCAUGCAUAGCUUUGGUCUCUGUUCGUGUUUAUUAUAAAAAGUGUCCUUUCACUGUUCGGAACUUGGCUAUGUUUCCUGACACUAUUCCAAGAGUUGAUUCUUCCUCUUUAGUGGAAGUACGAGGUUCCUGUGUGAAGAGUGCUGAGGAACGGGACACUCCAAAAUUAUAUUGUGGAGCAGAUGGAGAUUGGCUUGUGCCUCUAGGAAGGUGCAUCUGCAGUGUUGGAUAUGAAGAAGUGGAUGGGUCUUGCCAUGCUUGUAGGCCAGGAUUUUACAAAGCAUUUGCUGGGAAUAUAAAGUGCUCCAAGUGCCCUCCACACAGUCAAACAUUUGUGGAAGCAACAUCUGUGUGCCAGUGUGAAAAAGGUUACUUUCGAGCUGAGAAAGAUCCACCAACUAUGGCAUGUACCCGACCACCUUCUGCUCCAAGGAACAUUAUUUUUAACAUAAAUGAAACAGCUCUCAUGUUGGAGUGGAGCCCACCAAGUGACACAGGAGGGAGAAAAGAUCUUACCUAUAGUGUCAUUUGUAAGAAAUGUGGAUCUGAUACCAGCCAAUGUGAAAUAUGUGGAGGAGGGAUCCGAUUCAUUCCAAGACAUACUGGGCUAAUCAAUUCGUCAGUGACUGUACUUGAUUUUGUGUCCCAUGCGAACUACACUUUUGAAAUAGAAGCCAUGAACGGAGUCUCUGAAUUAAGUUUUUCACCCAAGCAGUUCACAGCUAUCACAAUUACCACAGACCAAGAUGGUGAGUUUAUGCUAUUUGUGUUGUCACUAAUUUAAAGUUAAAGUAUAUAUAACAGAAUGCAGUUAACAGUACAUUUUGUGAAUUAUCAUAAGUAGAUAUCUCUUUAAUUCUGUCUAUUCAGAGCAU
This is a messenger RNA of Sceloporus undulatus (fence lizard), 1712 nucleotides long. Its product is annotated as ephrin type-A receptor 6-like. Gene Ontology annotation, biological process: protein phosphorylation; axon guidance; cell surface receptor protein tyrosine kinase signaling pathway. The record is from RefSeq and is a predicted model, not a curated record. The transcript is spliced from 5 exons. The coding region runs from base 263 to 1621 and encodes 452 amino acids. Gene Ontology annotation, molecular function: protein binding; ATP binding; transmembrane-ephrin receptor activity. Gene Ontology annotation, cellular component: neuron projection; membrane. Lineage: Eukaryota; Metazoa; Chordata; Lepidosauria; Squamata; Phrynosomatidae.